AUGGCUGAUGAGGCAGAAGCGCCGCCACCUCCUCCGGAGGGUGAACCUAGCCCGGAGGGUGAACCUAAUCCGGAGGGUGAACCUAAACCGGAGGGUGAACCUAAACCGGAGGGUGAAGCAGGUGAGGCUGGUAAAGAGGGAGAAAAACCUGCGGUUGAUAUGGAUGAUGGAGAAGAUUACAGCCCGUUGGGAUCUGCGGAUAAUCUGGAGAAUCAGCGUAAUUAUAAGGAUUACAAAAGGCUCGUAAAGGAGAUCAACUGUCAAAAUGAAACCAUCGAACGUGUCAAACAACAAAUCCAGGACAUAGCUUGCAAGUCGUGUGCCACAAGUUGUGAGAAAAAAGAUCUAAAAUGCCUGCAAGAAUGUUUGGAGCAGGAAUUGGAAAAGUUACGCUGUUUAAUAAACAAGGCAAUGCACUUGCAAAACUUUGGCUCAAAGCGUCGAUAUAAAGAAAUUCCACUCGUCACGACAUUCGAUGAGGAUCAAAUGACUCCCAUAUCUUACUACUGCGAUACAAUGCAAGUGAAGACAUCGAAGAAAACGCCUGUCAAGCGAGAACAUGGUACAUGCUGUCCAGCGAAAGAUUCUGCCGAAGCCAAGCGAAGUUCUUCAAGCAGUGAAUGCGAUAGAUCGCGAUCACGUCAAGAGUGCUAUGACAGUCAAGGAUCAUCCGAGGAAAGAGAUGAGCAGUGCGAGGAUAAGGAAAUAAAGACGUCGCAAGACUAUUCAUCGGUUGAUAAAUUAAAGGAGAAAUUAUGCUGCAUGCAAAAAACACUUGAUCAGUUAAAGGACGAGGUUUGUCGACGAAAGAUUGAGAAAGAUAUAAACCAGCCCUGUCCACAUCAUCAGAAAAAAAAACACGACGUCAAUAAGCCUUGCCCUCCUAAAUCGCAUUCCAAAAACUAUGACGACGACUGUGAUCAAGGAUCACCCCCCGUAGACACCUCCAUGUUGUGCAAAUCAACCAAGAGCAAUAAGGAAGAUCAACUUCAAAAGCUCAAAGGAAACUACAUCUAUUUGCUGACCGAGUUCAGUAAAAAGGAUGACCAACUUAGGGAAAUGAGUGACAAAUUGAAAAAUGCCUGCGGUGGUGGAGCAGGAAAAGUUCCUUGCGGCGGUAAAAACGCCAGAGGUAACGCCGAUGAAUCUGAGUUGAUUUUGCUGCGUAACCGUGUCAGCGACUAUGAAGAGGAGCAAAGGGAAUUCAAGUGUCUGCUAACAGAGCAAUCGUCGCAAUUGGAAGAUUACCGCGACAAGUAUUUAGGUGCCCGACAAAAAGUCGAGGAGCAGAAAGCCACAAUCGAUAAACUUAACAUGAAUAAUAAAACUGUUGAAAAGCAAAUCAAUGCGGAAGUAAAGCAGAUAAGAGCUAAAUUCCAAGAAAAGCUAUGCGAACUAUUGCAGUAUCCGAAACUACUUGAAAACGAACAGCUGAAGUUGGCUGAGACUUGUAAAGAGAAAGAAGAUUUAGAGGACAAACUUGUGAUUGUUUGCAAAGAACUGAAAUCACUGAAACGGAAGCAGGGUGACUCAAACGGCAAAGACGAUUGUCAAUCGCAGCUUCGCGAAUCUCAAAAGGAGCUAGAGAAAGUUAAUAAAAAUUUGGAGGAAGCGCAAAGACAACGCGACCUUUUCUGCGAACAAUUGAGAAAUACAGAAGAAGAUCUAAAUACUCUACGCUGUGAAUCGGCAAAGAUAAUUGCACGCACUAAGGAAAGGGCCGAAGUAAUGAGAGAGCAAAUGCAAAAUCGUAUGGAUCGCUUGGAAAAAGAUCUUGCCCAAUGCAGAGCCGCCGCUUGCAUGUCCGUGAACGACCGUGAGACUGUCAUAAACGAAAUGAGAGGACAAAUUAAUACAUUGUCGUAUAGCUUCGAUUCAGCCCAGAAACAAAUAAAAACGUUACGUAACCACAUAGCCUACAUGUCAAAUGAAAACUGUUUCCCCAUUAAAUGUUGA
Messenger RNA from Glossina fuscipes, 1956 nucleotides. RefSeq names its product early endosome antigen 1-like. The coding region runs from base 1 to 1956 and encodes 651 amino acids. Gene Ontology annotation, biological process: regulation of cilium assembly. The record is from RefSeq and is a predicted model, not a curated record. The transcript is spliced from 3 exons. Lineage: Eukaryota; Metazoa; Arthropoda; Insecta; Diptera; Glossinidae. Gene Ontology annotation, cellular component: centrosome.